UGUCGAUGUAAUCGUGCAUCGGUUUGAUGUUCUCCGAAAUUUUAACUACUAGUAUUGAAUGUACUCGGGACAUUUAAACAUGCUCGACUUUGCCAUAUUUGCUGUGACUUUCGCCGUUGUGCUCAUUGUUGCUGUCGUUUAUCUGUAUCCUGGGUCAACUCGGUCAACCACAAUUCCAGGGCUCACUCCAGCUGAUGCGAAGGAAGGUAAUUUACCAGACAUUAGUGCAGCUGGAAGUUUCCAUCAGUUUCUUACAACUCUGCACCAAGAAUUUGGAAAUAUAGCAUCGUUUUACUAUGGUACACAGUUAUGUGUGAGCUUGGCAUCACCAGCUUUAUGGAAACAGCAUCUUAAAGUAUUUGACAAGCCACCUGAUCUCUUCUUAUUUUACCAACCAAUGGUUGGCGAGGGUAGUCUUCUAUAUGCAAAUAAGGCAGAUGGAAGAAGUCGUAGAAAUCUACAUAGCAAGUGUUUUAAUGAUGAUACUAUGAAGAAGUAUUGCCAAGCAUUCAAUACAGCAUCUGAAGAGAUAAAAGACAAGUUCUCCUCCAUGUCCAAAGAGGAACACAUCCCAAUAUGUCAGUACAUGACUGCACUGGCUCUCAAGACAAUCAUCAAAACUUUAUUUGGCAAGUAUUUUGAGGAUGACAGGAAAGUGCUUGAACUUAAGAAGAAUUUUGAUAUUUGCUGGCAUGAAAUAGAGUUGAGACUGAAUGAAGAACCAACUGAAGGAAGUGCAAGACAAAAGAGAUUUGAGAAAGCUCUGGAAAACAUUCAGACUUUAUUUUGUGAUGUUAGAAGGCAAUGCAUAGAUAAGCCAUCAAGUGAAAAGGACCGACUGUUUAUUGAUACUUUGGUGGCUUCAGAUUGUUCUGAAGAUGAGAUUGUGAGUGACUGUAUCACAUACCUUGUUGGUGGUUUUCAUACCACAGCAUACUUGUUGUCAUGGGGAUUGUAUUUCUUGGCAACUGACAAAGAUGCUCAGGAGAAGGUCAGUGAAGAAGUGGAUGAGUUGUUACAACAAGAUGGAAAGAUUGACAAUGGAAAUGUAAAUAAACUAAUUUAUCUGAAUCAAGUAGUGAAGGAAACACUUAGGUGUUCAAUUCUGUCACCAUGGACGGCAAGAUACCAAGAUAUUGAUGUGGAAAUUGGCGGUCAUAUUAUAUCAAAAAAUACGCCAGUGAUGCAUGCAUUGGGUGUUGUUUUGCAGGAUGAAGCUGUGUGGCCAGAACCUAAAAAAUUUGAUCCUGAACGUUUCUCUGCUGACAAUUCCAAGGACUUUGAUGAUGUUGCUUUCUCUCCUUUUGGAUUCGCUGGUCGACGUACUUGCCCAGGAUCGAAAUACGCUACGAUAGAAGCGGUCAUAUUCUUAGCUGAGCUGUGUCAUAAGUUCAAGUGGCACAUGGUAGAGGGACAGGUGGUGGAAUCCAAAUACGGAUUGGUGACACAUCCAAAAGAAGAGAUCUGGGUGACCAUUUCAAAGAGAUAAUAUAUAUUAUUUUAAACGCAUAUUAUUUCAAUGAAUUCUGUAAAUGCAAAUAGUAGUCUGGGUUAUGAGUACAAGUCUGACAGAAAUGUUGUUUUUGUUUACACAAACAAUGGAUGAUAUAUGUUGCAUGCUCCAUGCCUAAGCAUGCUUGCAAUGUACAAGUUACCAAUACUAUUGUUAUUAACUGCCAUGUUUCAUUUCGGUGCUUUCUAAUAUUGCAUGCUUCGCAAGAAAUUUUUUGCAAUGAAUCAACGACACAAAAAACAAUGAGCACACUUGGUUUGUGCACGACAAGCAUUCUUAGUUUACUCAUACGAGAAGCGGUCUUGAUAUUCUGUUGUACAAUGUACAUUUUAAGGGAAAGUGACAAGAACUUUUCCAACUACAUUUGUGCUAUAUUUUUAAAAAAAUCCAGUAGCUUUUCUUUAUUAGUUUAUUUUCAAAACCAGGGCAAUUAUACAUUAUUUUAUGAAUAUGGACCAAUGACUAGUCAUAAUGUUCAUUUUCAAGAAUGUUUUCUGCCACAUUGCUUAAUAUACAAAUGUUGUUGCAAUUACAAACACAAUUCCCAAUUAAACCUAUUGACUACCAGGUAAUGUUUUAAAACUUUAAAUUUUUUCAGAUGAUUAUUCAUGCGAGCACAAUUUAUAGAAUGCAAUUCAUAUGUGUGUAGGAUGGGAGGCUAACAAAAGACGGUUUUCAAAGCUGCAUAUCAGAUAAAGUUGUAUUGCUGGCAAUGUUUUUUUUGAAAGCCCUUAACAUAUUUAAAUCAAGAAUCACAAAGUAAUGGCAUGCAUGAGCUCUGAUCCAAGCCUGGCAUAUUUUGUCAUAUAUCUAUAUUAUUAAUGUCUUCACUACAAUCAAUUCUGUCAUGCAUUGUUGUGAAUUCUGCUUUGGUGUGCAUUAAACUCAACUUACCGAGGAAGUACAUAUUGUUCAAUGUUUUCUUAAAUGCACUGGCAACAUUCUGUAAAGGGGGUAUACUCAGUUUCCUGAAAACCUAUAAGAGUGGCAAUUAAAAUAUUUGAACAAAUUUUAUAAAUAAUCAGGCUUGAAAAUUGUAGUUCUGUCGCUGUAAAAUAUAAUGUGCAUCUAUGCUAAGUCAUUUGUACAUAGGUUUAUUAUUUGGUAAUAAAGACAUUUUGUGCAAGUGAAA
Molecule: messenger RNA, 2645 nt
Organism: Saccoglossus kowalevskii
Lineage: Eukaryota; Metazoa; Hemichordata; Enteropneusta; Harrimaniidae
Product: cytochrome P450 20A1-like
Cellular component (GO): membrane
Molecular function (GO): monooxygenase activity; oxidoreductase activity, acting on paired donors, with incorporation or reduction of molecular oxygen; heme binding
Source: RefSeq, a predicted model, not a curated record